Schizosaccharomyces cryophilus OY26 is the source of this 2465-nucleotide messenger RNA. RefSeq names its product F-box/WD repeat protein Pop2. The coding region runs from base 351 to 2405 and encodes 684 amino acids. The transcript has a single exon. Gene Ontology annotation, cellular component: nucleus; transcription repressor complex. Gene Ontology annotation, biological process: negative regulation of transcription by RNA polymerase II. NCBI's taxonomy places the organism in Eukaryota, Fungi, Ascomycota, Schizosaccharomycetes, Schizosaccharomycetales, Schizosaccharomycetaceae. Gene Ontology annotation, molecular function: protein binding. The record is from RefSeq and is a predicted model, not a curated record.
CUCAGCUUCAUUCAUUCUUGGGCAAUUUGACAAUGCAUUUUCAUGACUAGGAAUUAGGAUCGUCAAGCUUCUAUUAUUCAAAAAACUAGAUUAAAAAAAUCUUUGCUUCCAUUUUUGAGCCCUUGAUCUCUUUUCCGAAGGUGUUUUCAAAGUCAUUCAUUUUCAUAAGUCUUCUACCUGUAAACAGAACACUUCCUGAUCCAUUUCACAUUCCGAGAUAUUCUGUUUUAUUUUUAUCUCAUUUUCUUUAUUAUACGUUUUUGUCCCUACUAAAUUGUAUAUGAAUUAUUAAUUUCUGUUCGUCUUUCGUUUCAAUCAUUCUCCGUUUCUAAUACUCAGUUGUCUUUUUCAUGUCUUUUAAUUAUUUUACAGAAAGUUCUUCUGUUAAUACUAAUGAUUCUUUGUCCUUGAUGAACAGUAAUCCAGCAACCCCUCCAGAACCCUCUGACUCUUCAGUCCUUUCAGAAAGAUUUCAGGAUUCUUCCAUCGUAUCAGCUCAAAGAAGAAAUCGAAGUAGAUAUGAGCAAUAUCCCUUAAGGCAGUCGGCGCUCCCUGAUUCCUUAAAACAGUUCAACGUUAAUUCUGAAGAUGUCUCUUAUCGUUUCUACGAUAUGACUUCUUCACAAGAUGUUAGAGAAUUCGAUGUCGCUUUAGUCCCGCAAAGAAACUUAUUAUCGUCUAGUCCUUCUGCUCUAUCAGAAAGAUUAACUGUUAGUCAUCGCAAACGGAUAUGCAGAAGAAAUGAUGUUUCCUCAGCUCCAAAUUCGUAUGGUAUCCCUCCUUCUCCAAAAGUGGAUGCAUCGUUAACUCCUAUUAACCAAAGAAGAUCUGCCUUUUGUUCUUCUUCUCAACCUGAACCGUUAAAUUUGAUGUCCAUUGCUGAGAAGUAUCAAUCUUUGCCUGAAAACAUUCAAGCAUACACCUUUUUUCAAUUACUACGCUCUUGUGACAGACAGAACAUGCGGCCACUCAUGAAUAAAUGUGAGCUUUUAUUAAAGAAGGACUUACUGGCGCAUUUACCCGAGUUCAUUGUCCGCGAAAUAUUGGGAUACCUAGAUAUCCAAUCCUUUUUAACAGUACCUCUUGUACAUAAAAAAUGGAAAAACAUAUUUAUGUCAUUUACUCUGUAUUGGAAACUACAAUUUAAAGAGUCAGGAUUCUCCGUCGACAUACAAGAUUGGAAGUAUGCUUAUCCUUUGAAAACUCCGCCGCCAUUCUUACAUAAUGAUCAUAUCGCUGAUGAGUAUUAUUACGAGAUUUUCAAAAGACAUUACGUAAAAAAGCAACGUUGGAUUUCUCCUGCUAUACCGCCCUCUCAUCUUUCUUUUCCUGUACACGAUUCUGAUCGAAUGAUCACUUUUUUAAGAAUCCAUAACGACAAGAUCGUGAUAAGUUCCGAGUCUGGAAGUAUCCAAAUCCAUAGUGCCGUGACAGGAGCUUUAGAAACCCGUUUGGAUGGUCACAAAGAUGGCGUGUGGGCCGUGCAGAUAUAUGGAAACACACUCGUCUCCGGGUCCCUAGAUAAAACAAUUCGCGUAUGGAACAUGAAAACCGGAGAAUGUACACAUAUAUUUCGAGGUCAUACAUCUACAAUCCGCUGUCUCGAAAUAUUAACUCCGAAAAGGGUUUUUCGUGAUGGAAAGGUUGUUAUUGAACCUUCUCGCCCUUAUAUAGUUAGCGGAUCUCGAGAUCACACUCUUCGAGUAUGGAAAUUUCCUGAGGAAAAUGAUCCUCGUUAUCUACCCAGCGAGUCAACAUCUAUUGAGCAAUGGGAAAAAAAUCCUUACUAUGUGCACACACUUCUGGGUCACACAGAAUCAGUCCGGUGCAUUUCAGGGUAUGGGGAUAUAUUGGUCAGUGGAAGCUACGAUUAUUCUAUAAGAGUUUGGCGUAUUUCUACUGGUGAAUGCUUAUGCCAUUUACGCGGGCAUACCCUUAGGGUAUAUAGCGUUCUCUAUGAACCGGAGAAGAAUCUAUGUAUCAGCAGUAGCAUGGACAAAACUGUUAAAGUAUGGGAUUUACGAACACGGGCAUGUUUGUACACCUUGGAAGGACAUUCACUACCGGUUACUUUACUGAAUAUUGUACAGGAUAAACUUAUUUCUGGUUCUGCUGAUUCAACGAUUCGAAUAUGGGACCUCAAAAGUGGUAUUCAGCAAAUGGUAAUGUACGCGAACGGUGGAUAUAUACGAACUUUACAAGCUGAUGAACACAAGAUUGUUAGUAGCAAUGACGGAUCUUUAAAAUUAUGGGACAUAAAAACAGGAAAGCUACUUAAGUUUCUAUUAACGGAUGUUUCAGGCAUCUGGCAAGUCCAUUAUGAUGACAAUCGGUGCGUUGCAGCUGUGCAAAGAGAGAAUCAGGCAUAUUUAGAAGUUGUUAACUUUUUUGGUCGUGAUUCAUAAUGUAAAAUGUAAGAAUAAAUAUCGCAGAUUUUCCAUCAUACAAUUGGACGUCAAUAUAAG